Messenger RNA from Symbiodinium sp. CCMP2456, 2910 nucleotides. Lineage: Eukaryota; Dinophyceae; Suessiales; Symbiodiniaceae. The record is from the annotation of a GenBank genome assembly.
AUGCAGGGAGGGGCGCCCUUUGGCGCCGCGGCGCCGGCCUUGCCCUGUGGGGCACUUCCUGGGCCGAGGCAGCAGCUGCUUUCCGCGGAAGCCAUUGCGAUGCAUCAGCAGAUGGCAGAGAACUUCCAGAUCGGUGGCUUCUCGGCACCGGAACAGGGAUCUCUGGCCGCUGGUGGCAGUCAGUGGAAUGGCGUAGCGCAGCCCAUUCCAUACCAGCAGCAAUAUGCACAGCAGCCGGUGCCGUCCGCGGCAGCAGGUUUCGUAGGCUUGACGUCACCGGCGCCUUUCACCUCACCGGCGCCCUACACGCAGCCGCCAGUGCUGAGCCAAGGGCCUUUCACCUUCCACGCUGCCGGCCCCAGCCGGCCUGCUCAGACGCAGGUCUCUACCCUGUCUUCCGCGGCGGGUUCCUCCGCCUCGCUAGAUGUGAGCAGUGGCCUGAUACCACACAUGCCAUCGACCAUGACGUUCACGUCCACUGCACCAGCCGCAGAUAGGUCGUCGCGGCGGUCGACACUGUGCAAACAGGCGUUCGACUUCGUGGAUGCGCUGAGGACUGGCCAUAUAGAUUGCAGUCAGAACAAGACGGGCCUGAUGAUGGUUUUCCAACAACUGGGAGACCUCCCAAUGCCCAAGGAGAACUCGAAGCGAGUCCAGGGCCAGGGGCUUCAGGACGAGUGGUACACCCGAGUCUUUCGGAACUUUGCCGGAAAUGACAAGGACUUGAUUGAUUAUAGAUGUUUCAAAGAAAUUGUCAAGCAGUGGGAUGAGCACCACCAGAAAAAGCGAGAAAAGCAUCAUCAGCAAAAGGAGCAGCAGCAGCAGCAGACACCACAGCAGCAGCAGCAGCAGCAGCAACAACUGCAGCAGCAGCAGCAACAGCUGCAACAACAGAUCCAGCAGCAGCAGCUUCAGCAGCUGCAACUGCAGCAGCAACAACAACAGCAACAGCUACAACAGCAGCAGCAUCUGCAGCAGCAACCUCAGCAGCAGCAGCAACCUCCACAACCAUCGCCGGAGCAGAAGCAAGAGAUUUUGCCGAACUCCGGCCGGGACAGCCAGAAGUCUGCAGAAGGGACGCCCAAGCUCGUGGCGUCAGUCGACGACUCUGCUCAAAGAGCGGUUUCUGCAUCGUCGGACCAGGGCACCGCCUCCCCAGAUCAGGCCGAGGGCGGCGACCAGGAGGCUGAUGCAGGCGGAGGUCGGUCACGGCCAUCGAGCGACCAAGUCGCCGGUGCCCAGAUCCGCGAGCUGCCCGCUGCCUCGCCCAGCAGACCUUCACAGGCGCCUUCUCAAGACGAGUCAGAGGCGGCUGAGACACUGCUGCGGAAUCAGAGCGGCCUCUCGCGGGCCACAGCCGCGAACAUUGCAUCCGAGGUGAUGUUCCCCACCCACGUGGGACGCCUUGCGAUCUUUGAUGAUUAUCUCUUUUGUGGAGAUGUGGGCUCCGGCUCCUUUGGCAAGGUCAUGCUGGUUCGGCAUAAGAGCACGAAGCAGCUACGGGCCUGCAAGGUGGUAGCCGUGCAAACUGCUCUGCAGCGGGAGCUCAUGGAUAACGAGAUUCGAUUACUCAAGUCGUUGAACCACCCUCACAUCAUGAAGAUGCACGAAGUCUACUUCGAGCAGGCUUCGGAAAGCGGCCAAGUCGCUAGUGGCAACAUCUACUUGGUGACGGAGCUCUGCGAGGGAGGAGAUCUUUUCUCGCGGAUUCUUCAUCACUACGAGAGGUUGAAGCAGCCCAUGACGGAGAGCCAUGUGGCAUUCAUGAUGCAGCAGAUCCUGUCAGCGACGAAAUAUUGUCACGACAAGGGGAUCAUCCAUCGCGACAUCAAGCCGGAGAACAUCCUUUUCGUUGAUCGCAGCGCCAGCUCUCCGCUCAAGAUAAUCGACUUCGGCCUCGCGAACUUCCACGAGAAGAUACGGGAGCAGGCGAAGGAGGUGAAGGUCGCCCGGUCGGGAACGAUGGGGCGAUUGGCGCGCAUGCUGCCAUCCGUGAACGGCCGACAUUUGAUUCCUUGGCAUGAACGGAAGCGCGUCAUGCAGAAGGCCGGUACGCCGCACUACAUGGCGCCGGAGAUGAUCGAGGGGUCUUACGACCACAAGGCCGACCUUUUUAGUAUUGGAAUCAUUCUCUGUCAGCUUUUCACCGGUUGGCAUCCUUUUUACACGCCAGGCGAUGAUGAAACGGCCGUUCGCGCCAAGAUCUCCAACCCGGAUCCGGUCCAGUUUCCGACUGAGAUCUGGGCACAAGUCUCCCAUGCAGCUUGUGACCUGUGCAGGAAGUUGCUGGAGAAGCAGAGUAGCAAGAGGCUUUCGGCAGCACAGGCCUUGGCCCACGAAUGGUUUCGGGAUCCAUCGAAGCCCUCGCCCUUUGGAAAUGUGGAGGGCCUGAGUGUUUCAAUCUUCGACGGCCUGAAGCAGUACCAGGCUUACAACAAGCUGAAGCGGGCCGUUCUCCAGCUGCUAACUCGAGAGCUGAGUGAGUUCCAGAUCCAGGAGCUAAGGGCUAAGUUCAUGGCCCUGGACACCCAUGGAGAUGGGCUCCUCUCUCCCGAGGAGUUAGUCGAAGGAAUGCGGCAUGUCGGUUACGAGAUGAGCGAAAAGGAGCUGGAGCAGGUGAUGGCUGCUCUGGACGGCAGCGGCAGCCAGCGCAUCGGCUACAAGGAGUUCAUCUCUGCGCUGAUCGAGCGACGGGUGAAGUUCGACCGGCAACAGCUUUUCGAGUGCUUCAAGAAGUUCGACAAGCAAGGCAUCGGACGAAUCACGUACCAGGCACCCGUGUUUCGGAUGUGUCUGAGCCUCUCACCCUCAACUGCCAAAAAUUGCAAACCUGAACGUCUACGUGUGAAACCUAGCUUUCGGCCUUGGAUUCUGUGUCGAGACUUGGGAGUUCGUAGUUCCAUGGCUUGA